GCCACAUCUCGCACUAAAAAAAGGGCGGGCCAGAAUAGAGUCCUGCAUUCUUGGCUUGAUUUUCCUUUGAAGGAACUCCGUCAGAGUCGCCCCCGAGUCAGAGCUUGAGCAGGAGCAGGAUGACCACCAUCUUUGACGGCUAUGAUGAAGAGUAUCGCACGCUGACCAGCGAUAUCUCCAAGAAACUUAGCGAGAUUGCGUCGUACGAGGACCAGAAAGACAAAAAGAAAGCGAGCAUCGUGCAUGUGGGAGACUUGCUGACACAAGCUACGCAACUGAUUCAGCAGAUGGAGUUGGAGGUGAGGAGUCUAGACGCAGCCACUCGUCGCGAACUCUCGAAGAAAGUGGAUCAGUACAAGAAGAGCUUGGCUUCGCUGUCGGCGGACCACAAGAAAAUACGUGAGAAGGAGGAGCGCGAAGGACUUUUCGGCGACCGUGAUGGCAAUGCGGCUUCAGCGGAGCACCGCAAUCGCAUGGCAGCAGCUACCAACAAGAUGAAAGGUACAACGGACAAGCUUGCGGCCGCACGAAAAGAAAUUGCUGACACGGAGGAAGUUGCACUUGCAAUUGGUGAGGAACUUGACCGAAAUCGUGAGAAGAUAAAAGCUACGCACGCGAAGGUGAAAGACGUGAACGAGAUGGCUCGUCGUGGAGGCAACAUCGUUGGCCGCAUGUCAGCACGAGACAAACGCCAGCGAAUGGCCUUGUCGAUUGCGGCAGGGUUCAUCAUCAUCGCUAUUCUGCUCUUGAUUUACUUUGGCAUUUUCAAGAAGAAGUAGACGCAAAAACUCACCUGGCAUGACAGUGAAGCCGGUUAAUUUCAUUUGUUUUGUUUACAACCACAAAGCUGAGUUCGAUCCUACACCAUGAACACUUAGACCGCAAAGCGUUCGUUAGCUUCCUGCUUGAAGGUUUGGCCUCCAGUACCCGUAGCAUCAGCUGGGCGCAGGGACCUCUCUUCAGGGACAUCUUUGGCAGUUGGAGAUUUUUUACCUUGCACAUGACCUCGUUUCGAGAGGUGGAUCGGUGCGUAACCAUUCUGAAGGCGUCUGCGCUGGUGUAACACCAAACCGAAGCAAAACAGAGCAGUAACAGAAGCAGCUACAACUGCUAUGGGUUUCCGA
Molecule: messenger RNA, 1124 nt
Organism: Phytophthora nicotianae INRA-310
Lineage: Eukaryota; Oomycota; Peronosporomycetes; Peronosporales; Peronosporaceae
Exons: 6
Coding region: 120-779 (219 amino acids)
Biological process (GO): vesicle-mediated transport; intracellular protein transport; vesicle fusion
Cellular component (GO): SNARE complex; Golgi apparatus; late endosome membrane
Molecular function (GO): SNAP receptor activity; SNARE binding
Source: RefSeq, a predicted model, not a curated record